GCACCGGCCAAACGCCGCCGGCUGGAAACGGCGCUGAGAGGGCGGGACGCGGGCCCCGGCUCGGGCGGGCCGGCCGAGGGCCCCGGCUCCCCAGGCCCUGCUCCCGGUGCUGUGUGACGGCCAGCGAGGCCUGAGUGCUUGGGCGCGGAAGGUUAAGAAGCUACAGAGAGAAUUUUCCCCCAUUUUUUGCUGUGGACGGAGGUGAACCACGGCCUCGGAAAGAAUGGCCGGCAGCCCUGAGAAUAACGCCUCCCUCUCCAUUCAGAAAGUCACAUGUUCAGAAAGCUCCCAAGCAAAGAAGUCCCAGCAUGCAGAAGAAGCAAUCUUUUACAUGAACUGCCGAGCAGCUUACCUAACAGUUUUGAAAAGCAGUUUAGAAAAUAUUAAAUCAAAGGAACAACUCAGUCUCGUACUUCAACAGGCUGGAAGAAAUCCAUCUCAGAAGACAGUUAAUAAAUAUUGGACUUCACAAACCACUACACUGAAUUUUGAUGAUUUUUGUACUAUUUUAAAAAAAGAAAAACCGGCUACAAAAACUGAACUGCUGGAAGCAUUUGGAAAAAUAGACACAGAUAACACUGGAUAUAUUUUACAUGAUGAACUUUAUAAAAUUCUUACAACAAGAGGUGAAAAAAUGACGCGGGAUGAAGUGAGUGCCAUUAUUAAACAAGUGGAUUUUAACUGUGGUGGCAAACUUGACUACAACAAGUUUUGUGACUUAUACCUGACAACCAGUGAGCAGUGCUGCAAGACUGCGCGAGAGAAGCUGGAAGUUGACAGUCGGUUGAGGCAGCAGCAGUUUGGAAAUCAAACUGAAACUUCCUCUGAAGGGAUCACACCACCGGUGUCCAAACCAUCACCCAGAAUCUCGAGGAAAACCGAUCACAAACCAGCACCAGCAAAAGCUGAUAGCAGAACUCCUUCAAGACCAUCAUCAGCUCAAAGUUGCAAAGCAUCCGUUUCUACCUCUGUCAGCGUGGGUGCCGGUAGCAACAGAAACACAAAGCUAAUUGAGCCAGACACAAUGAAGGAAUGGCAGUGUGCACAGUCCAAAGGAUGCUUCUACUUAGAAGAAGAUGGUGAAAUCAUUAGUCACAAGUACAGGUUGCACUUACCUCAAAGGUCUGCAGUAUGUAUUACCAUCAAGCCUUUAAACCUUCGUCAGGUAGAAGGAAAAUCUUGUCAUUGGUUGUCAGUGGAUACAGCUUUGUAUAUUCUGAAGGAAAAUGAAACUCAAGAAAAUCUACAGCUUGUGAGCUUCACUGAACAACAAAACAAAGAGGUGUUUGGAUGGAAAGGGGAGCUUGGAUCAGGUGUUUACUGGCUACUCCCGUUCACAACAGGCUGUAGGUUGAAGAAGGUAAAAACACAAGUUACUGGAGAGGCAAAACUGGUGUAUAGAGGGGAAGAUGGAGAACUGGUUCUAACCAAAGAGUUCCGAGCGGCUUUAUUGGAUAUAUUUGAAACAAUUGAUUUGGAUGGAAAUGGCCUUCUGAGUUUGGAGGAAUACAAUUUCUUUGAACUGAGAACCAGUGGUGAGAAAUGUGAUGAGGAUGCAUGGGCUGUGUGCAAGGAGAAUUUUGAUAUGAAGAAGAAUGAACUAACAAGACAAGGAUUUAUGGAUUUGAAUCUCAUGGAAGCCAAUGACCGUGAAGGGGAUCCUAGUGACCUUUGGGUCACUUUAUUGUCUCUGGGCUACAAUAAAGCAUUAGAAAUGACAGAGGCGUGCCCUUUUGUCAUUGGCAUCUAUGCAGAAAAAUGCAAACCCAGAAUUAAAGCCAUAUAUCUGGAGGCAGGCGGCUGGCAACUCAACAGGGCUAUUUGCAAGUCUGUUGUUAAUAAAGGAGAGGCCAAAGUAAUGGAUGGCUGUGAAAACAUCAUCAUCUACACCUACAAAGCGGGCAGGAGAAUCACUUCUGUUAUUGAAAAUAAGUCUGACAACAAAGUGAUUAUUCACGUCAACAACGAGCAGAGUAAGAACUGCCUGAGUAACCGGGGACUGACUGUUUUUGCUGUAGAAGUGGCACCAAAGUCCAUGAUGGUUUCUCAGCACGUGAUGCCACUGAACGAGCAGGAAGAAUGGGUUUAUAAUUGUGUGCAUUCCCUCUUACGUUAAACAUUCCAGCUAGAGAGUCCUUCAGACUAAACCAGGACUUUAUUCUGGUAGUUUCUGGACAAUUUAUAGUCUUUCCCCUCUCAAAAAGCUGGCAUGCGUUGGUGCUUCCCAAGGUUUGAUUUGUUAAAGCCAAUGAAUCACUUAUUUCUGGUAUCACACUUCUGCUAAUGGCUUUUAAGAAAUGUAUAGUGAUAACAUAGAGAUGGAAUAACUGUAAGUAUGUAAUAUCCUCUGACAGGCUGUUCCUCAUCCGCUGUCUAACCAAAUACUUUGACAUAAAAACAUUGAGACACAGUAAAAAUUAGCACUGUUCAGUAACAAGGCUGACAGUUGUCAUGUAAUUGUGUUUUAUAAAGCCUAGUUUUCCUAGGUAUGUGCUUAUUUUCUGUGACUUGUAAAGUAGUUCCAGCACGUGCUGGAACUGUUUCACUGAGAAAAAAUUUGCUUUAUUAAAUUGGUCUGGUGGGUUCCUAAUUAAACACUAUUGUAGUUUUGACAUGAGACGUAUAAAGGGGAGGGGUUAAUGAUUUUAUAUUGCCAUCUCAUAAAGGAUUUGGUUUUAUUUUUAAAAAUUUUAUUUGCUUUUUAUGUCAUUUGAUAAUACUCAUCUUACACUUGUUCUGAAUAGUUACUGACUGUUUUUAUGCUCUUUUUUAUAAAUAAAGUCUGCCUUUUAAUAUGUGA
Molecule: messenger RNA, 2800 nt
Organism: Calidris pugnax (ruff)
Lineage: Eukaryota; Metazoa; Chordata; Aves; Charadriiformes; Scolopacidae
Gene: EFCAB7
Product: EF-hand calcium binding domain 7
Exons: 15
Coding region: 224-2116 (630 amino acids)
Molecular function (GO): calcium ion binding
Source: RefSeq, a predicted model, not a curated record